Molecule: messenger RNA, 807 nt
Organism: Penicillium soppii
Lineage: Eukaryota; Fungi; Ascomycota; Eurotiomycetes; Eurotiales; Aspergillaceae
Gene: cbpA
Product: putative calcineurin binding protein
Exons: 1
Coding region: 1-807 (268 amino acids)
Biological process (GO): calcium-mediated signaling
Cellular component (GO): nucleus; cytoplasm
Molecular function (GO): calcium-dependent protein serine/threonine phosphatase regulator activity; nucleic acid binding
Source: RefSeq, a predicted model, not a curated record
AUGGCCUUUUCACCCGCACUGAGCACAAGCUCUGAAACCACACGACCCUCCCUAUCAAUCGACAUCGCCAACAUCCCCUCACUAUCCCAACCAACACCACCAUCAAACACUCUCCUCAUAACAGACCUCAAUGAUCUCCAUGUCUUCCAACCCCCCGCCUUGGACGAAAUCCGCGCCCAAAUCACCUCCAUCGCCCCUUUGAACUCCUUCUCCCCUCUCCCCUCCAUGCGCCGCAUCGUCUGCUCCUUCAACAAUACAACAGACGCCACUAAAAUCCGCCAGCACCUGGAAAACCAAAGCCUCCUGAACCGCGUCCGCCCACGCAUCUACUUCGGCGAGCCAACGCCCCUCCUAGACGGCGGCCGCCCCAAACUCCUCGAAGCACCCCAGGUCUCAAAGCUAUUCUUCAUCUCGCCGCCUCCCUCCCCUCCGCACGGCUGGGUCCUGCGCAACGAAGACCCCCCAAACAAAGAAGUUCACGCCUCGGACCUCGCGCUUGCUCUAUCCAUGCUGAAGACCGAGGCGCCACCCCCGGAGACCGACCCCGCUACGCCAGUCUCGAUUUCUUCCGAGAAGCGCACGCCCAGCUGGCCGCUUGCUGGCGGCUCCCAGCAGCGCAGCAGGAGCAGCACGAUCAUCUUCCAUCCUGAUGCGCAUGGCGAUAGUCCGAAUCUACCGGCUGUAAUGGUUGAGGAUAUGACGCUUGAUGUGGAGGAUGUCGAUAUGGACGAUUUGAGUCCGAUUGAGAUGUCGGUCAAGCAGAUGCCGCCUAAGACUUCGAGGCCGCCGGUUGAGUUGAUGGAGUGA